UUGUCUUUUUUUUCCACAUGAUGGCGUUGUUGACCAAAUAUAUUCAAACCUGAUGGUGACUUCUUCCAAAUUCCUUGUCUGCUACCGUGUAGAUGAAAUAUUUUCAAACUGUAUUUCACACCUCCACUUUCUUUCCCUGUCAUUGAUAGUUACCACACUAACACUUUCACAUGACUUGACACACCUCUUCGUCUUUUUUUUCCCACAUGAUGGCGUUGUUGACCAAAUAUAUUCAAACCUGUAAUUAAGUGGAAACUCUCAUCAUUGAUAUCCCUUGGAGAGACCAAAGCCAAACCCCUAACUAUUGAAGUCGUCUAAUGUGGCCAUCACUUUCUUCUCGCUCUUUAAGUUCUCAAUCUUCCCUUGCAGUAAGCAGGUUUACUCUCAAGAGUACAUUGGAUAGCUGUCUACCUCCUCCAUGCCAUUCAAUUGAAGGGAAGGAAUACUGCUGGAACUCUAAUGGCAGAGAUAGUCAGUUCUGCAAUUGUCCAUGAGACAGUUAGCCAAAUCCUAUCUGGUCUUGUUCAAAAAUAUGAGGUGAAAGAGGAAUCAAAUUCGAGCAAAAACUUGGAGAGGCUAGAGAUGGCACACAUCAAGAAGGAAUCUGUGCUCGACGUGACCGACAAAUGGCAAAUCACCGGUGUGCCACUUCUACGGUGGCGGAGCAAGCUGAAGCGUGCUGCCCAGGAGUGUGGUGAUACGUUGCAAAGGUGCAAGCAGCGUGUCAUAGAAGAGCAAGAGAUCAGGCAGCGGGUGAGUCAGUUAUCAUAUGCCAAGCGGAUUGCUUAUGCUACCAAGUCAUUCAUCUCAUCUAUUACUCGAUCUAGUAAUGAUGAGUCAAGAAGUACUUCUACUUAUGUUGUUCAAAGAUUUGAGAGGUUUGCAGAUGGAGCAAAUGAAUUCCUUAAGUUUGUUGAGUUCAGUGGAACCCCACGCCAGUACAUGUUCUUCGACCAUUUCAUCAGCAAACUUCUUAGAGGGAAGUCUCUUAGGUACCAAGCAUUCCAAGGAAGCACAUUUCACUUCUUAGGCAUACGACCCAUGAGCUCUCCGGAUCGUGGUAUAGAGGUGACGGUAGGCUUUGUUCGCCAUGACUUCAGGGAACUUACAAAGGGUUUCAGGCUAGGAUUCAUGCUACGUUUCUCUGAAAGUACAGAUGUAUUUGGUGUUAUAAUCAAGUGCAUGCAGUCAGUCGCACCUCACUUCAUGUUUGCAGCUGAAGGUGUCAAGAGACAGCUCAUCCAGUUGCCUACCCAGGAUUUUUCUUGGGUAACACAAUCUCCUUAUGGUGAAAGUGCAUACUGGUUCAAUGUCCACAACACUUUGACUCAAAGGUUUCGUCCAAACCCUCUGUGCUGCAAUCAGCAUGAGCAGAAUUUGAGCGUUUCAUCUAGAACCAACAAGACAGCAGCUUCAUCGUUGAGACUAUUGUCAAGUAUAUUUCCAGAGGAGGUUAUCUCAAUGUUUUUGCAGUGCCAUGUCUCACUAUCUGAUGAUCAUAAAUACAUUCAAAGUUCUGGUGUUGAACACAAAGGAAGUAGUUCUGUGAAUUCAGAUAUGCCUCCCUUAAAGCUAGCAGUUUUGUUCUUACCACAUGACUCCCCAGAGGAUAUAGAGAAUGAAACCGAGAGCUAUGCUUUGGAAGUGAUUGGUGAAGAGGUGCAGGAAAUGGUUCACAAGAAUGCAUGCCUACAAGAUAUCGAUGAGAAGUUGCUGCCAAAAGCCAUAGAUGUGUCUGAAGUCUAGACAUGGCACUGCGAACCUUUGUGUGGAGAAGACAAGAAAGCGUCGAAGUAAAGCCUCCAGAUCACGAAUUUGGGAUAAAAGGGUAAUCCAACGGCGAAAUCUUUUCAACAUAGCAGGAUGGAAGGAGGUGGCCAAAGACUUACUUAAGCUUUGGGUUGUGCGUUCAUCUGACAAGAUGGAAGGCUUGAUCUGAUUCUGCGCCGGCCAUGCAUAACUUGAUGGGUCAGCAAAGUGAAAAAUAUAGCUGAUCAUUUCCACAUAUGUGUAUGUCUAAUGUCUGUGACCCUGUGUAUGUGCAUUGCAUCUUGUACUUCAGUACUUGUCCAUGUCAUGUAAGAGCUCUGUAUGGUAUAUAUACUUUCUUCACGAUUGUUGUGCUUCCAUCAUCUACCAAGAUCUGUUACUCGAGCAGCUUGCGGAGCUGGAAAAAAAAACAGAAGAUGAAGCUUAACAACUUCAAUUAGCGCAUAGGAUUACCAUUACGAGUGGAAAGCUCAGGUUAGGCAGCUUAGCACGCCUCAGCAACUUUAAUUAUUGUCCACACCACUGCACUGUUACUGACCAGCUGACUGCAACUUUUUCCAUUGGGAGACUUGGACGAUGUCACUGAAUUCUUGGUCUCUGCUACUGCCAUCUUAUUAUGUUCUACUCUGGGGACACCUUUGACCAAUGACCAACAGUACCAUUCAGAUUCAAUGAAGAAGAGAAGAUCAGAAGGCUGGUGAACCAAAUUACACGGCAUCAAGUAAGAAUAAGAACUGUAUUUUGUUUAACAAAACUUCCUUUGCCUACCCUUUGCAGGGAAUCUAUCAUGAAAGGACUAAAGAGUGAUUUAACCCCUCUUUAUUAGUGUGCCUAACUGACUAGGUGCUGCAAGUUGUGUAUCGUUCUAUCUGCAUAUUCCAAGCUGCCCAAUGCAGGGUAGUGGAAUAUUUCCAAGAUGCAUAUUUCACUUUUUCUUUCGCAGCCGUCUGCUAGUUAUCACACCAAUCUCCAUUUGAAUUUCCAUGCAACUUGAACGCACCUGUUCCACUUUUCAACACUCAAUGCAUGUUUACCAGUUGAGUAUUAAACACGUACAAAGUGGUGACUCUCAAAGUCUUCUUGAGAUUCAAUUAAAAGGUAGGUUCUUACAUCGCUAAUAAAACUUUUCUUGUGAUCUCCGAAGUUGAUAUCUGUAGUCUCUCCUGUAUUAUGUAUACUUUACAUGUUGAAUUUCCUGAGCAGGGAAGGGACAGCUAGCACAUAUGCCUGAAUCCUAAUGGCGGAGAUUGUCAGUUCUGCUGUUGUCCAUGAGACAGUUAGCCAAGUUCUAUCUGGUCUGGUUCAGAAAUAUGAGGAGAAAGAUGAAUCAAAUGCGAGCAGAAGAAGGAUUCAGUAGUGAUGACAGACACUGAUAAACCCAGCAUGUCAGUAGAGUUCAACAAAUGCAGUUACAGGUCCUAGGACUGAUCGGGGAAUGGAAAGCCAAUGUGCAGUAUGCUCUAAGUUAGGAAUUUAUGCUUGUGUAACACAUAGCUCUUGAUAGGGUUGUUAAUGUGUGUUUGAUUUGUAACACGUCAUUCUUGGUGUUUGAUAUGCUGGGUAUUACUACAUGGUCUUGCUUCGCCAUAAAUGUAAAUUGAGUUGGGGUUUGUGAUAAAAACUUCUAUAAAUAUUAUGUACCAUUAGCGACUAAAGAGGAUAUCAGAAUGUCUCAUGUUUAUUUUCAGUUACUUCA
Messenger RNA from Panicum virgatum (switchgrass), 3466 nucleotides. RefSeq lists its product as uncharacterized. The coding region runs from base 460 to 1746 and encodes 428 amino acids. The record is from RefSeq and is a predicted model, not a curated record. Lineage: Eukaryota; Viridiplantae; Streptophyta; Magnoliopsida; Poales; Poaceae. The transcript is spliced from 3 exons.